Molecule: messenger RNA, 7512 nt
Organism: Cololabis saira (Pacific saury)
Lineage: Eukaryota; Metazoa; Chordata; Actinopteri; Beloniformes; Belonidae
Gene: nr3c1
Product: nuclear receptor subfamily 3, group C, member 1 (glucocorticoid receptor)
Exons: 9
Coding region: 317-2662 (781 amino acids)
Biological process (GO): nuclear receptor-mediated glucocorticoid signaling pathway; regulation of DNA-templated transcription
Cellular component (GO): nucleus
Molecular function (GO): sequence-specific DNA binding; DNA-binding transcription factor activity; zinc ion binding
Source: RefSeq, a predicted model, not a curated record
CUUGGGGGCUGCGUUCGCCUUGAUCUCCAUUUUGUAUGUUUUUCCUUGAGGUUAGCGCGUACUUUCCUAAUGGCCAGUCACAUAACUGAAGCAGCGUGACACUUUUGCAUGAAUGCAUGCAGCCAAAUCUAGCUGUGGAGCACCGAAAAAUUAAAAAAAGACCCCCCCCGACCGUAAAUCUGCUGGUUUUGCGGCUGGAUGUGGCGAUGUGGCGACGACACGAGCGGAGAGCAGCAGCAACAACAGAACCACUUUACACCAAAACAAUGUUGACGGACGACCUGUGGACACUUAUCAGCAACCGGCCAUUUCAAGGAUGGAUCAAGGUGGAGUGAAGAAGAUAGCAUACAGAAGAGAUGACCAUCUAAGCAAACUGGUCUACACUGAAAGUCCUGAGGAGGGAGGUCUGUUGAGAGUGGCCCCUCACAGUGCCAUCUCCAUCACUUCUGCCACAUCUAUUGUUCUUCCAUCCAACACAUUGAUGCAGCCAGGACAAGCAACUAACGGCAUCAGCAACAGCCCCCUUCCAGAGGAGCUCACCUCAGCCCCUGCCAGCAUUGACUCCUUUGUAGAAAGUCCCGAGCCCAGAGACCUGACCAAAGAUCAGAGGCCUCAGCAGCCACAUUUACUUCAGUCACAAACUUCUAACACUUUUGGGCAUCAAAAUUUACCUCACCUGGAGGCCAGCAUCAGAAACAUUACUCAGUCGUCCAUGGAUUCACUUAUUGGAGGAUCAGAUCCCAACUUUUUCAUCAUGAAAACAGAGGAUUUCUCAGUGGAUAAAAGAGAACAGGACCCCAUCGAUAUUGAAAAUGCCUUUGAUCACAUUGGAAAAGAUGUGGAAGUGAACCAGAAAUUGUUCAGUGACAACACUCUGGACCUUCUUCAUGACUUUGACCUCACUGGGUCCCCUUCAGAUUUUUAUGUUGGGGAUGACAAUUUUCUGUCCACUUUGGCAGACGAUUCUUUGAUUGUGGAUGGGGACAUGAGAGGGACAUCAGAGAGAGAUGUAAAACCUGCUGUGUUUGAGAGCAGUAACACCGCAUUGGUGGCCUCUGUUGCCCCCAAUGGCAGCAGUGUGAAAAGUCCAGAUCAGUCGAGCUCAAACUUAACCACAACCUCCUCCUUGACCCCUACAACCACUCUGCCGGCUGUGGUGAAAAAAGAAAAAGAUGCCGGCUUUAUUCAGCUCUGCACCCCAGGUGUGAUCAAACAAGAGAAGAUGUCCACGGGCAACAGUUAUUGCCAAAUGAGUGGCACAUCCUCUGCCGACACGCCGAACCCCAUCUCCAUCUGUGGGGUCAGCACUUCAAGUGGACAGAGCUACCACUUCGGAGUCAACUCCAGAAACAAUGAAGCUCAGCAGCAGAAGGACCAGAAGCCAGUGUCCAGUUUGUACCUCCCAGUCACAGCUAUCGGUGGAACUUGGAACAAGAGCCAGGGUCUUGGGAACAACUCAGCAGUCCACAGGGCCAGUGAGACCUUCUCUCCCUCCUUCGCCAACAGCUUUACCAGUUCUACCUCCAGACAAGAAGGGGGCACAGCAACAUCCACAACGCAGGGAAAGAGCGGGACUCAUAAAGUGUGCCUGGUGUGCUCCGAUGAGGCUUCAGGCUGCCACUACGGCGUUCUCACCUGCGGCAGCUGCAAGGUCUUCUUCAAAAGAGCAGUGGAAGGCCAGCAUAAUUACCUGUGUGCCGGGAGGAAUGACUGCAUCAUAGACAAGAUCCGGCGGAAGAAUUGCCCAGCUUGUCGCUUCCGCAAGUGUCUGAUGGCAGGCAUGAACCUGGAAGCUCGCAAAACCAAGAAGUUGAAUCGUUUAAAGGGCACCCAGAACAGCAACCCGCCUGAGCUGACACCUUCACCACCAGUCGAGACUCGCUCACUUGUGCCCAAGUGUAUGCCGCAACUCGUCCCUACCAUGCUGUCCCUGCUGAAAGCCAUAGAGCCGGACACCAUCUACGCCGGCUACGACGGCACCCUGCCCGACACCUCCACCCGCCUCAUGACCACCCUCAACAGGCUGGGCGGGCGACAGGUCAUCUCUGCUGUGAAAUGGGCCAAGGCGCUGCCAGGUUUCAGGAACCUGCACCUGGACGACCAGAUGACUCUGCUGCAGUGCUCCUGGCUCUUCCUCAUGUCUUUCGGUUUGGGCUGGAGAUCUUACCAACAGUGCGACGGCAACAUGCUCUGCUUCGCACCAGAUCUCGUCAUCAAUGAGGAGCGGAUGAAGCUGCCCUACAUGGCUGAGCAGUGCGAGCAGAUGCUGAAGAUUUCCACCGAGUUUGUCCGGCUGCAGGUCUCCCACGAUGAGUAUCUGUGUAUGAAGGUCCUUCUUCUGCUCAGCACGGUGCCAAAGGACGGCCUGAAGAGCCAGGCAGUGUUUGAUGAGCUGCGGAUGUCGUACAUCAAGGAGCUGGGAAAGGCCAUUGUGAAGCGUGAGGAGAACUCCAGCCAGAACUGGCAGCGAUUCUACCAGCUCACCAAGCUGUUGGACUCCAUGCAUGAGAUGGUGGGCGGACUGCUCAGCUUUUGUUUCUACACUUUUGUGAAUAAAUUCCUGAGUGUGGAGUUCCCAGAGAUGCUGGCGGAGAUCAUCAGCAACCAAUUACCAAAAGUCAAGGCCGGCAGUGUCAAAUCUCUCCUCUUCCACCAGAGGUGACUGUUCCCCCGCGACAGACACAAUGCCUUAAAAUCCCACCGCAUCAACCUCACCGGCCCAACACCCCCUCCCUCCCCCUGAUUCUUAAAAAAAAAAAAAAAAAAGAUGAUGAAUUAAUAAAAUUAUAAAAUAAAUAAAUAAAAAGCAACUAUAAAAGGACUGACCAUCUAAAGCCAGGAGAGAACUAAGUCCUCAAAAACAAGUAUGCAACUUUGUGAAAUGGGCUCACGGGUCCGGUGGGAGAGAGCGAGCGAUGUUUGUGUGGAACCUGUGAGCUGGAAAGGUUUUGUUUUAUUGAUGAGUCUAAGAUGUAGUGUCUAACAAAGAGUAGGGAAUGUUUAUAAAAGAUAUUCGCUAAUAGAAAUAGUCUAACAUUACUGUCGUCUCAGGUGUCUUACCUUCAAGUUCAGAACGAUAUCUAAAAUAGAUAGAGAAAUAUCUAUGUACAGGUUCUAAUAGUAUUUUCUACAUUUUCAACUUACAGCAGUUUAUACAAUUUUCCAGGUUGUUGUUACCUGAGAAGGUAGCAAAGCUUAAUAACAUGCUCUUAAGUAUGCUUUUAUUUUACACUUUUGAUUUUUAUAGGUUGUAACAAAAUGUUUUUGUCAAACAGGGAAAAAAAAAAUCUGUUUUCUAGUGAUUUCAAAAGCGUAUUUCUUUGGCUGGAUUAAGUAGCUUUGAACACAAGCAGUUCUGUGGGCCUGUCCACUCCUCAAAGAUUGAUUUCCGCCAUAACCCGACCUCUUCCAGGUUUACAUGUCAAUCACAAAAGGGAAAAAGAUGUGCCUUUUUUGCUUCAAAUAGCCAUUUUCUUCCUACUGAACUUCAGCCUGUCAUGGUCUACCUUCCUCAUGUUGAUUGUACUUUUUUUAUACGACACGCAGUUACAGUUUUCUUUCUGUUUUUUUUCGGUGGCUGUUUAUCUUUAGAAGCGGCAGCUCAGUCUAUCCUUGGUGUUUAGAAGUUAUCCUAAGAAAUAACCUUCAGCCUGCGUCCCUUCAUGCGGUCUCUCUCGCACACUCUGCUGCGUCAGUGCGAUUUGAGCACUUUGUACUCUGCGAAAGGCUUUAAAAAGACUGUGAAGUAUGACUGUUAAUUUGUACCAGUCUGUCAAUAAGAAUUUACACGGAGGUUAGAUCUUUUUCUAUGAGGAAACAGCCCACGCCCUUGCCCUGAUAGUCCAGGAGUAGAAUCUGACGGACACCUGUCUCCACCAAUCAACAACAAGGGGGCGUGUUUUAUUGUGUUUGCAAAUUUGUCAAUUUUUAUCAUUCAGGAAUAGUAAUUUCUGUAGUUUUAACAUGGCUCAGAUUUAUUAGUGAAUAACUUUCCUAUGUGUUGGUUUUUGUUGUUUUGUUAAAUCCAGUCACAAUUCCACUGAUACUCCUUCCUCUGAAGUGCAUCAUUGCUCAGAAAGCAUCUGCUUUGGAUAAUUAUUCUAUUGACAGCUUAUGUAUUGUUUAUAGUAAUAUUUGUUGAAGGAAUAGAUGAACAUACUUGGGAAAUAACAGGAACUGAGAGGAUUGAUACCCGUCGUGUGCACUGCCAGGGUGAAUCAGGCGUUGAGCUUAAAGGCAGGAAGGAGCCAGCUCCGUCUGAAGGGAACAAAGCUCUUCACUCAACAUGCAACUGCCCGCUAUGGGUUAUUGAAUUGAACUGAAUAAUAAUUUAUUAAUCCCCUAAAGGGAGAUUAAGUUGUUGCAGUGUGAAUUACUUAGGAAAAUAUGUAAGAAAGUAAUGAAAAAUAAAUAAAUAAAUAAAUGGCACGCAUUCUCACAUUACAUUGCAGAGCCCUAGCUGGUUUUAAUCUCCUCUGGCUCUUUACGUGGAAGGUGAAUAAGAGUAUUUUCCCAAAUGUUUCUUUUAUAAUGAGCAGUUUAUGUGAUAGACAGCUUGUUUAUACAGUACUUUGGAUCAGGCACCGGCAAAUUCAUCAUCGUCUAUGCCUCGCUGCGGCUGCUGAUAACCAUUCACCUCUCCCGUAUAACCCCCCCGCUUUACAGCAUCCCUGUGUGCAACCUCUCCUCAUGUUGCUGUGUCUUCAGUAGCUUUGCAUGUGCAAUUGUUUGCUUCGUAGUCCAGUCCUAGCAUCUGAAAGCACUUCAGUCAUCUCACACAGACUUCCUGUUGCAGUGAAAGUGCGCCAUUACUGACCGGUCAGGCAGGCAAACUGGAUCCUCUAAUCUCUGGGAACAUUUCAGUGCCAAACUCCUGUUUUGUCUGUUUUUUUUUUUUAGUGAUGCUGGGAAGUAGGUCAGUAUUUGUAUCAAAAGAGGAAAAGAAUCCAAUUGAACCUUGUGUAUUUGUCUGGCGAGUCAAGACGGGAAGUUCUGAGUGGUCCAAAUGAUCGAUAACGGAUAUUAAUGCAGGGCUGUCGGGGUCUCUGGUUAGUGUGUUUGAAUUGCGUUUGCAAAGCUCGACUUCAGCAUGUCUCAUGAUUCACACGUUUUUGCUUAAAACGCAAGGCUGUAACAUGAAUGUGAUAAAAGUACUUAGGUAUUCAGUCAGUAGAAAAGAAAUGUUAUAGGCAGAUGAAAGGUAGUGAGCUGCCAGGAAUAAAUAAUUAGAUAAAUAUGUCACGUGAACAACUAAGUUCUUGCUUUUAUAUUAAAUAUGUAAUAUGGAAAACUAUAUUGUUUCCAUUGUCUGUCCCAGUGACAACAGUAAAGGCAUCAAUAUAUUGUACAAUUCUCACAAGCUCAGGUUUUUCUUUUUUGUUUUUUUAUUUUCUUAAAAAAAGGUCUAACUCACAGAAUAUAUCGUAACACACAUCCAGAUCUGACACAAGCAACCAAUUACACUUGAACAGUUUGCAUUUUCCAAAUGUAUCUGGUUCUGUGUGUCAGGGAUUUUAUGUGUUAGGAAAAAGGUUUAGUACAUAGAUGGGCAACGUUUGGGAUGUCUGCUGCCGCCGCUACCCUUCACACUGUCCUUAGGCUCAGACAACACAUGAUUUUUUUUCUUCAAGAGAUUUAUUCAUGAUAGUUGAAAACCAUCCCUAUGACUUUUAGAAGGUUACUUUCACAUCCAGUGUAUCCAAAUCUCUGCUGCUGCUGUUCAGUUAUACAGGUGUGUGUGUGUGUAUAUGUAUAUAUAUAUAUAUAUAUAUAUAUAUAUAUACACGCACACAUAUAUAUUAAAAAGAGAGAUAUAUCUUUAUGAAAUCGCACAGUUAUCUCCUCUUCUCGUUCAACGAUGGGUCCUGUUAACUUUGUGCUUUUUCUGAGAAGGACAGUUGAAUAUGCAAUAGAAAUGACAGAUAAUCUAUUACUAUCAAACAACAUCGUGUUCACUUCCUUCACUUCCUUUUCCUUCAGGGUUUUAUAUAUAUUGCUGUGCAAAAGUCUAAGGCACCCUAGCUUUUCGCUAUCAAAGUUUAAAUAACCAUCCAUAUUUUAUUUCAUUUUUAAGACACAGUUGGAGAUUGCAGUGACAAAAUUAGAGGUAGACCAGUCAAUCGGUCUGACGAUCCAUUUUUGAUAAUUGGCAUUACAUAGAAGACCCACAUUGGUCAAACUUAAGGCAAUACGUACACAAAAAUAAAACCCCUCAGUGUUGAGAACAAAACGCCCCUGCAGGCAAAAAGUUUAAGCUAUUUCGUUUGACCACCAUCAGAAGCAAUGCAGUGAUGUUACAGUUAUUAGUUUAUUUUGGGUUUAAAGGUAGGGUAUGCGAUAUUUAGACGUUUUUAUCCCAGAACACUUUUUGUCACAUUCAGUGAAUAUAUCCUCACUAUCUCAUGAGUACACUGUUAAAACAAAAACUAUAAUUGAAUAAAAGAAAUGCACUUAUACAAGCCCUGGCAAUGUACACGGAAACAGAGGGGAGGCCAAUAGAUGUUUGAAAUAUCAACACAUGUGACAUAAUCCAUACAUUACUCUGAGAUGGGAAAUUUAACAUGGAGGUCAUUUAAACUUUGAUAAAACAAAAAGAUUAGGAGUUAAAACUCUUGCCCAGUUUAUACACGCAUGCACACAACAAUGUGUGUGUAAAUUUUUUAUAUCUAUAUAUAAAAUAUACACACACGUAUAUCAAAUACAAUAUAGUAUAUUAUAUUUAGCUACUUGCUUACAGGUUAAUUUAUAUCUUUAUCUCUGCGGGCCAGAUUUUCAGGAGAUGGUAAUCGCUCCACCCAGGUGGCGCGCACACACAUACAGCCUAUUUGAUGUUUAACUAAAAGGUGACCAAAGCAAACACAGAUAAACUGAAGAUGGUAUGUAGUCUUUAGAGUUUCAAGAUGACAAAUGUAACAGACUUUGUUUUUUAUCCUCUUUUUUUUUUUUGAUAACUCAUUUACAUGGCGGCUUUGGUCACAUGACAAUACUGUGAAUAGGAUAGGACUCUGGUUUUUUUCAUACACAAACUGUUUGUGAAAGUAAUCAACCAGCUUGAAUCGAAAAAGAUUUGCACUACCCAAAUAUUGUUUGAAAAUCUAUUUUGUAUGAACAUAUGCAGACAUAAACUUAAAGAAAGGGCGGAUCAUGUUUCACUGGUGUAUGCUUUCUCUCUAAAAAAAAAAAGCUUUUUUGUUUCACCUAAAACAAGUUUAAUAUGUACAUAUAAUCCAUUGUAAAGAAAAUGCGGUGUACUUGUCUCCUGAUGAUAAUUUUUCAGUACCUACCCUCUGUAUUAUUUUUUUCUCUGUAGUGAGUCUUGUUGCUCUUUUCCUUCAUUGAUUCAAGGUUGAACUGUAAGUGUUUGUGUGGUACUUCUCGAUAUAAGGAACUGUAUGCUGAUGUUUGCCCCGAUACUAACUUGUGAUUCUGAACAAUGGACACGGUAAGCUCAUUGUAAGCCACUUUUCAUGAUUACAGCACUUGUUCAUCCAAUAAAUGCGUUUUCCAUUCUGA